Trichoderma atroviride IMI 206040 is the source of this 1420-nucleotide messenger RNA. NCBI's taxonomy places the organism in Eukaryota, Fungi, Ascomycota, Sordariomycetes, Hypocreales, Hypocreaceae. The record is from RefSeq and is a predicted model, not a curated record.
AUGGCGGCGUACCAGAAUCGCAACUCGCAGUAUGCGACGGCGAGCACCGAGAAGCGCGCCCAGCGCACCCGCUCCAGCGAGGGAACUGUCAGUACAACCAUGAGCUCAUCGUCAGGCCGCGAAUCAGCAGCGACUCACGUAACGGAGGCCCCGACAUAUUCGAAGAAAAUUGUCGUUGUAGGAGACGGAGGAUGCGGCAAGACAUGUCUGCUCAUCAGCUACAGCCAGGGCUAUUUUCCAGAGAAAUAUGUGCCCACCGUAUUCGAGAACUACAUCACCUACCCGACGCACCCGCCCACCGGCAAGACCGUAGAGCUCGCUCUGUGGGACACGGCCGGCCAAGAAGAGUACGACCGCCUCCGUCCGCUGUCGUACCCCGAAACCGAUCUCAUCUUUGUGUGCUUCGCCAUCGACUGCCCCAACUCGCUGGACAAUGUCAUGGAUAAGUGGUACCCCGAAGUUCUGCAUUUCUGCCCCUACACCCCCCUCAUCCUGGUCGGCCUCAAAUCAGAUCUCCGGCACAAAAAAUCUUGUAUCGACAUGCUGAAGACCCAGGGCCUCACGCCCGUCACCGCAGAGCAGGGAAUGGCCGUUGCCAAGAAGAUGGGAGCCGGGUAUAUGGAAUGCAGCAGUAAGGAAAUGCGGGGCGUCGACGAGAUCUUUGAACGGGCCAUUCUGACUGUCGUGGCCAACGACCGGAGGAACUUGGAGACACCCACUGCAAUGGCAGUGUCCGCUGGCGAUGGAAAGACACAAGCUCCGGUAGUAGGAGGCAUUAAGAGGAAGAAGAGAAAGUGCAAUUUCCUUUAAAGCGGUCAUGCGAGAGCCUAUACGCUCGUCCUUUCUGCACUGGCGGCAGAAGGGCAGUCAGGGGUCGUCGAGGUGGACUUGUGGGCACGGAGCGGAUGCGGACGCAGAUACGGCAAUUCUAAUGACCAUUAGACGAUCUUUUUACGACGAUUUGCGCCUAUAACGAACGACGUCCAACGGCUAAUGGUCCCACGAUUUCAGACGACAACGCUUGGAGAUGGGAGACGAGCUGCUGGUGCACCUCGCCCUUUCGAAGGAGAGGUAGUAGAGCCGGGUAUAUAUAAGCGGAAAUCCGCGUGGUUGUUUUUAAACAUAUUCGAGCCGGCCUCUUUUUUUGGAUUUGCGCUUUAGGUCCUGCUAGCCUUGACGCAUGGAAGGGGAAGGGUGGAUAUGGAAACCACAAACUUUUCAACGCAACUAGGAAACGGGUGGUGACUUUUUUGCGGACUUGUGUGGUCUUUUAGUGCUUUAUUAUUAUUAUUUUUUUCUUUUUCUUUUGUCUCGCUUUUUCUAUCCACUUUGCGUUUUUUUUUUCUCUUAUGUAGCAUGAUACUGUUGAGUUCAAUCAGGCUUGGGAUUGGGGACAUAAAAAAUCAUCAUAUUCGCCCUA